Phacochoerus africanus (Common warthog) is the source of this 1746-nucleotide messenger RNA. It is a transcript of the gene TMEM178A, whose product is annotated as transmembrane protein 178A. The record is from RefSeq and is a predicted model, not a curated record. Gene Ontology annotation, cellular component: endoplasmic reticulum membrane. Bases 36 to 998 code for a protein of 320 amino acids. Gene Ontology annotation, biological process: regulation of cytosolic calcium ion concentration; negative regulation of osteoclast differentiation. NCBI's taxonomy places the organism in Eukaryota, Metazoa, Chordata, Mammalia, Artiodactyla, Suidae. The transcript is spliced from 5 exons.
CGAGCCCACCGGCGGCCGCGGCGGGGCGGGCAGCCAUGGAGCCGCGGGCGCUCGUCACCGCUCUCAGCCUCGGCCUCAGCCUCUGCUCCCUGGGGCUGCUGGUCACGGCCAUCUUCACCGACCACUGGUACGAGACCGACCCCCGGCGCCACAAGGAGAGCUGCGAGCGCAGCCGCGCCGGCGCCGACCCCCCGGACCAGAAGAACCGCCUGAUGCCGCUGUCGCACCUGCCGCUGCGGGACUCGCCCCCCCUGGGGCGCCGGCUGCUCCCGGGCGGCCCGGGGCGCGCUGACCCCGAGUCCUGGCGCUCGCUGCUGGGGCUCGGCGGGCUAGACGCCGAGUGCGGCCGGCCGCUCUUCGCCACCUACUCCGGCCUCUGGAGGAAGUGUUACUUCCUGGGCAUCGACCGGGACAUCGACACCCUCAUCCUGAAAGGGGCAAGGAGAAGAGAGAAUUAUUCUAAGCUUUCAAAGACCAGGACGCUAAUACGUCAAAGAAGACAAGGGAUUGCGCAGCGAUGUACAGCUAUCAAGUACCACUUUUCUCAGCCGAUCCGCUUACGAAACAUUCCUUUCAAUUUGACCAAGACAAUACAGCAAGAUGAAUGGCACCUGCUUCAUUUAAGAAGAAUCACUGCCGGCUUCCUGGGCAUGGCUGUGGCUGUCCUGCUCUGUGGCUGCAUCGUGGCCACGGUCAGCUUCUUCUGGGAGGAAAGCCUGACCCAGCACGUGGCUGGACUCCUCUUCCUCAUGACAGGAAUAUUUUGCACCAUUUCCCUCUGCACUUACGCUGCCAGCAUCUCCUAUGAUUUGAACCGGCUCCCGAAGCUAAUUUAUAGCCUGCCUGAUGAUGUGGAACAUGGCUACAGCUGGUCUAUCUUUUGUGCCUGGUGCAGUUUAGGCUUUAUUGUGACAGCUGGAGGUCUCUGCAUCGCUUACCCAUUGAUUAGCCGGACCAAGAUUGCACAUCUAAAGUCUGGCAGGGACUCCACAGUAUGACUGUCCACGCUCAAGUUCACUGCUCGGUGGCCCGUCCACAGCGCGGACCACUCUCGAAGGGGAUGGAGCAGAGUUCGAGUCAGCAUCCUAAGCACAAAACUGGUCUUUUUUGUCAUAGACCAAAAACGGUCAUUCCAGCCUGUUGCCUGCCAGCCCCUUCUGGAUGACUGAUAGCAAAUCCUGCAAAAAACCUCCAUACCUUUCCAAGGACGAAACUACAGCGGAUUCAAGUGCUUUAAUGACUAUUUAUUCUUUGACUGUGAGGUGUGGGGAGCAGUGCCAUGGAGCAUUUGAAUUUGGAACAAGAGGGGACCUCGAUGGAAAAAUUUGUAUGAUGGCCAUUUAUUUCAGAAAGUUUGUAUAUAGCAAUUACCCGAGAGUCAUUUCUAUUUGCAGAGGGAUUCAUAACAAAGCGAGUAUCAUUUUCUUGUCAUUGGACCGUGCUUGUUAAAUUUUAAUGCGGCACCUUCAGAACUUGUCCUAAUGGUGUCUUGUUGUGUCAGCACCAAGUAUUUGUGCAUUAUUUGUGGAUGUUCCUUGUGACAGGAAGGUUCUUCUGUUGCCUUAUUUAUUUUUAAUUGAAGUCUUUUCUUCGUCUUUAUGCUGGUAUCAAAAAUCAUAAGAGAAACAGAUCAACCGUGGAAGAGCUAAUCUGUAAUACUAUGCAGUAUUUGAAGUCCUGUCUAUCGUUCAACCUGUCUCUUUAUGUUAACUGGAUUUCUGCAUUAAACAACUGCCCCCUUGUUAA